This is a messenger RNA of Anastrepha obliqua, 1571 nucleotides long. It is a transcript of the gene alph, whose product is annotated as protein phosphatase 1B. The record is from RefSeq and is a predicted model, not a curated record. Lineage: Eukaryota; Metazoa; Arthropoda; Insecta; Diptera; Tephritidae. Gene Ontology annotation, molecular function: manganese ion binding; magnesium ion binding; protein serine/threonine phosphatase activity. Gene Ontology annotation, cellular component: nucleus; cytosol. Gene Ontology annotation, biological process: protein dephosphorylation; negative regulation of stress-activated MAPK cascade.
CGCGUUCGCGGUUUGUUCUCAUUCGCUGUUCGUCGUUUUGUCGUGGUCGCGUUUUUGCAUACAGUUUAUAUUUAAAAAAUUGUUGGCGAAAGGUCACUGAAAACAGCAAACAAGUAAUAUAAUAAAACAAUACUAGUACCUACGUUUAAAAGUAAAUAUUUGCGAGUCACACAUUAAUAUUAAGGACGUACUAGCCUAUCUUUGGCGAAGUCAUAUCAUAUCAUUCGCUUUGCUGCUGAGGUGAGCGAAUUGGAGGCGUCUGCUGUUAUUGAUUCCGUAGACGAUCUCAAAAACGCAUACAUAAAAUAUAAUUUUGACAUUAAAAACAAAUAUUAGUGUAUCUAUCAGUCAACUAUUCAACCGAACAAUUGAUCCACCGAACGUCUCAGCUACUUUGCUACCCGCGCACCAUUAAACACAGCAUGCACAAAAGCAAUGGGCGGUUUCCUGGAUAAGCCGAAAACUACUAAACAUAAUGAUCAUGGCGAAGGCAAUAAAUUGCUCUUCGGCGUCAGCUCUAUGCAAGGCUGGCGUUGCGAAAUGGAGGACGCGUAUUAUGCGCGUGCCGAUCUUGGAAGCGGUUUGGAGGACUGGAGUUUCUUUGCCGUUUUUGACGGUCAUGCCGGCUGCAAGGUGUCGGAGCAUUGCGCCUCACAUCUGCUCGAUAGUAUCAUUAACACGGAUGAAUUUAAAAAUGGCGAUCACAUAAAGGGCAUACGCACCGGAUUUCUGCAUAUCGACGAAGUAAUGCGGGAAUUGCCCGAAUUGACGCAAAAUGCGGAGAAAUGUGGCGGGACUACUGCGGUGUGUGCGUUCAUCUCGCCAACACAAGUUUACAUUGCGAAUUGCGGUGAUUCGCGCGCGGUUCUAUGUCGACAAGGUGUACCUGUAUUUGCUACACAAGAUCACAAGCCCAUUCUGCCUGAAGAAAAGGAGCGUAUACACAAUGCCGGCGGUAGUGUAAUGAUUAAACGUGUCAACGGAACACUGGCGGUAUCGCGCGCGCUCGGUGACUAUGAUUUUAAAAAUGUGAAAGAAAAGGGCCAAUGCGAACAACUCGUGUCGCCGGAACCGGAUAGUCGCCAAGAUACGGAUGAGUUUUUAGUUUUAGCCUGCGACGGUAUAUGGGAUGUCAUGACCAAUGAGGAUGUCUGCAGUUUUGUUCAUUCGAGGCUGAGAAUCACUAACGAUUUAGUGAACGUUGCAAAUCAAGUUGUGGAUACCUGUUUGCAUAAGGGCAGUCGAGAUAAUAUGAGCAUAAUAAUAAUUGCUUUCCCGGGCGCACCAAAACCAACUCAAGAAGCUAUUGAGGCAGACAAACGGUUGGAACAGCAAAUCGAGAAACUAACAAGAGAUGAAAUAGAUUGCAAUGAACUCACGCAGUACUUUGAUGUAUUGCAAGCACUGCAGAGUAAGGAUAUUGAAGGUCUUCCUCCUGGUGGCGGCUUACAGUCAAAAUACGCAGUCAUCGAGCGAACGUUCAAAGAGAUAUACCCAGAUCAGGAAUGCGAAUUUAAUGAAUUUUAUCAAACGGUUUAAAUUAUUCCAUAAAAAUAUACUUAAAAAAAUAA